Acanthochromis polyacanthus (spiny chromis) is the source of this 1418-nucleotide messenger RNA. RefSeq names its product ly6 domain containing, pigment cell (gene lypc). Lineage: Eukaryota; Metazoa; Chordata; Actinopteri; Pomacentridae. Bases 1 to 369 code for a protein of 122 amino acids. The record is from RefSeq and is a predicted model, not a curated record. The transcript is spliced from 3 exons.
AUGUGGAAGCUGCUGAGUCCUCUGCUUCUGCUGUGUUUGCUUCCAGCUGUGGCUCCCCUCUUCUGUUACACCUGUGUGUUCCCGACCAUCUCGCCUCUGGACUGCAUCAGAUUCCCUCUGAAGUGUCCACCAGGGCAGCUCUGCCUGUCCAGCAGAGCCGUGGGCCUGAAAGGAGACUUCCGUGUGGUGUUGUAUGAGAAGAGCUGUGUGCUGCCCGCCCUCUGUGGACUCACUGGUGAAAAAUACACCAUGGGGAUCAACUUCACCUUCACCAAUGAAUGCUGCAACACCCACCUGUGUAACAGAGCUGCUGCUCCCUAUUGGACAGGCACGUUCCUCACACUGCUCACCAUACACUCAGUCUGGUGAACAGAGAAGCAGUAAGGAUCCCAUGCUGUGGUGCUUUAAAGUACACAAUGAAAGUCUCACAUGUCCCCAGAAUGUGUUUUGUAAAUUUUCAGCUCAAAAUACAACAAAGAUGGUGAAUUUCACCAUGACUGUGUAGCUCCUAGUUUUGGUCUUGUUCUAAAGGGGCUGAUUCAGUGUCUGUAGCUUCAAAAGCAGCUGAGGUGCUGCUGGCCCCGCCCCCUUCAGGAAGAAGACUAUCUCUGUCUGUGAUUGACAGUAUAGCUAAAAACAAAGUACUAACAACCAAAAAAAGUAAAACAAACAAAAUGUGCCUGCAAAUUAUGUGCAACAACGAAUGCUUGUGAUGUGAUGCAAAACAACCACAAACAGUUGUAAAGUAGCAGAAAUUAUCAUUCAAAAUGCCCACAAAAUGAUACAAAUAGUUGGAAAACUACCUAAAUGUCAUGCAAAAUGACCAAAAAGGGUUAGAAUAUGCCUACAGAAAGUUGUAAAAUGACUGAAACGUGGUGCACUACAAUCUCAAAUAGAUGUAAAGUGUCCAAAUGGAAAACAACAAUCAAAAGUUACAAAAUGAUCACAAAGAUUUAUAGAACUACCAAAUUUUGAUGCUAAACACCCACUGAUACAUACAACACAACCACUAAAAAUGUAAAAGAAAAAUGUGGUAAAGCAAGCCCACAAAAUUAUGGUAAAACAACAAAAACAAACCAUGAAAACUUGGAAAAUGACCAAAAUGUGACAUAAAACCACUACAAAGAGCUACAAAAGCAAUCCAAAAAAUUAAUACUCCAAAAAUGUGAAGUACUACAACCUCAAAAAGAUGUUAAAUAAUCAAACUGUGAGGCAACAGACAUAAAGAUUAGAAAAUGACAAGAAAAAGUGGGAGGAACAUGAUUUAUUCCUGUUGCAUUUGUGACCUGGCUGGAUAAGAAGUGCUACCUGGGCCAAACGUUUCUUUGAUCAUGUAAAGUUUAUGUGUUUGCAUUGUUUGAAAGUCAGCUGACGAUGAUAUGAAAUUGCUCUUAAACCGACAAGUCACAAGAAAUAAA